AUGGCCGAUGAGGAGCACUCACGCACCGCUUCUUCGUAUGACGGUGACGAUGAUUUCGUAGAAGGAGAGGACAAUGGAGAAGACUUUGAAGUGAUCGACAUUUCAGGAACGUUAGAUGAAGAAGAACUGCUCGAAGGUGGAGUAGAUUACGCAGAAGAGCUUCGAGAAUUAGAAGAUGAAGGUUCGAUGGAUAUUGAAGAGCUUAGACGACGAUAUGGUUACUCAUUAUCUGGGGAUGAUGAAAGCGCCGAAGCAGAGUGCGACAGCGGUUCAGAUGUAGGCGUCGUCGCAGACGUUGGUGAUGGUGAAUGUGAAACGGUAGACGUAGAGGCUAGCGAGAGCGGAGACUUUUUACAUCUUCCGUAUGAUGAGCUCGACGAAGGCGACGAUUCAGAUGAUAGAGACUAUGCGCCACCAGACCCUUGGAGGAAAGAUGUUCGUGUUGAUGCAGGCCGUUACCAAGCAGCGGUUCCUGAGGGCAUGAACGACGAUGCUUCUUUAGCGUCGAGUGAUAAUGAUAAUGAUUUACCUACGCUACCAAAUCCAGUGCCUGGUGGGGCGCUGUGGAUGCCGACGGAUGAGUUGUCAGAAGUCGAUAUAGAUCGGUUUCUAGGCGACAUUGUUGAAUUAAGAGAAGCGCAUGGUCAAACAUUUUCCAAUCGGUUUGCUGUGACAAGAGACGACGAAGACGCACUCUGUGCAUUGUAUAGGCACCAUUACGAUACUGAUAAAGCAAAGGUAGGCGCUCUGCAAUGGGAUCUGUCAGAGCGCGAUUUGUUCGAGAGAGGUAUUGCGAUGUACGGCAAGAACUUCUCUGUCAUACAAAAGAGGCUGCUUCCAUAUAGACGAGUAGGAGAGCUUGUUGAAUAUUACUAUUUCUGGAAGAAAACAGAUAGAUAUCAAAUGUUCCGGAAGCAUACCGUGUAUGCUGAGCCAGAUAUGCAUUGCCUAGGACCGCCAUUAUUUCACCAAAAUCAAUAUGCACAACUCCCUUACGAUGGAGCUUUACCCGAAGUGGGCGGUACGAGAGUGGAGAAUGACGGUGUUCUUCCUGACAUGGCGGGCAGUGGUGUACUACCAUCAACAGAAGCUGGUAUAGCGAAUCUCUCCGCUACAGCAGCGUCGUCCCAACCGCCCAGCGAACCGCCAGCACCAAUAGCUGCACCCGGCAACGGUGAUGGUGAACCGAAAGCCGAACGUGGUGCUGAUAUCUGGUGGAAUGACGACGUGCCUGUGGCGCAAGUAUGA
Cooperia oncophora is the source of this 1248-nucleotide messenger RNA. NCBI's taxonomy places the organism in Eukaryota, Metazoa, Nematoda, Chromadorea, Rhabditida, Trichostrongylidae. The record is from the annotation of a GenBank genome assembly.